UACCUAAUGAAAUGUGAAAAAACAAAAUAUUUAUUAGAAAGAUUGAGAUCGUCUAAUAAAAAAUUAUUUCUCAUCACAAACAGUGGCUUUAAUUUCGUUGAUGCUGGUAUGAGAUUUAUGAUUGGUGAAGAUUGGAGAGAAAUGUUCGAUGUUGUUAUAACUAACGCUAGAAAACCGAAAUUCUUCAACGAAACUUCCCGUCCGUUCCGUGAACUAGAUGAAGUCAGGAACACCCAGUCCUGGGGUAAAGUAACGGAACUCCAGAAGGGGCGUGUCUAUCAAGAAGGGAAUUUUUCACGAUUAAAAGAUAUGACUGGUUGGUUUGGAAACAAAGUGUUAUAUUUUGGUGAUCAUGUAUACAGUGAUUUAGCUGAUCCUUCAUUAAAACAUGGGUGGAGAACGGCUGGUAUAAUUCCUGAAUUAGAGAAUGAUGUAGAAAAGAUGAAUACUGUAGAAUAUCAGAAGAAUGUCAAAUGGUUAGUGUCAUUAGUUCAGCAGUUAGAGGAAUCUCAGCAUCAAUCAAGUUUAGAUUCAGCCGAGUUGAUUGAGAUUUGGUUAGAAGAACGAGAUGAAAUAAGAUAUAAACUAAAAGCUAUGUUUAAUCCAAGAUUUGGAAGUUUAUUCCGAACUCAUAAUAAUCCAACGUAUUUCUCUCGUCGACUGGGACGAUUCGCUGAUAUUUAUAUGUCUAGUCUCAUAAAUCUCUUACAUUAUAACGUAGAUCAUACAUUUUACCCGCGACGUAGCGUAUUACCUCACGAACCUAAUCCAUUCUAA
Lottia gigantea (owl limpet) is the source of this 777-nucleotide messenger RNA. RefSeq lists its product as hypothetical. The transcript has 7 exons. The annotation marks the transcript as partial. The record is from RefSeq and is a predicted model, not a curated record. Gene Ontology annotation, molecular function: 5'-nucleotidase activity. NCBI's taxonomy places the organism in Eukaryota, Metazoa, Mollusca, Gastropoda, Lottiidae.